CCAUCGUUAGGAGAAUUUUAAGAAACGCCUAAUGGCAUGCAAAACGAUGUCCAAAGAUCACACUUUUAUUCCAAUUCGAAUACAAUAAUCAUUGCACAAAAUAGAAGUGGUGGUCGUACUCUGUUUUCGAAAGGGAGAGGACAUUUUAUUUGUCCGCCACCAUGGAGACUAGGACGCUAAGUACGGCAUUGUGUGGUGUCGUCUUCUGUAUUGCGUCCAUUCUGGCGUCCCCGGCUUCAGAAAAUGGCAACUGUUUUAAGGCAUUGGGCAUGCGCACUCGAGAGAUUCCGGUUGAAUGGAUAUCAGCGUCAUCGACAGCUUCUGGACUGACUCUGGACAAUAUGAGGUUUAGAGUGUUCCCAGGGAAACCAUGGUGUCCAGCCAGUGGCAAAAAUAGGGAUGCAUUCGUGCAGGUGUCAUUUCCUCAACCUGUACGGAUAACAGGGGUAUACGUGGACGGGUUUGCUAACAGAGAUAGUAUCUCAAGCUUUACUAUUAGAGUUAAUGACCUGAACACUGUUAACGGAAGAUGGAGAACACUGAGUAACAACGGGAUUCCAUCGGUGUACCCUCCAUUUAUCACGGCCACAUUUCCUGGAAUUACCACCGACGCCAUCCAGAUUGUACCUAAAACGUAUAGAGGGCGCCCAUGCAUGAAACUAGAAGUGUACGGCUGUGCAUCAAAGACAUGGGUAACCCCAACCAUGCGUCCAACAACUACGACUAGGAGACCAACGACAACAACUCGUAAACCGACGACGACAACUCGUAAGCCUACAACGACAACUCGCAAGCCUACAACGACAACUCGCAAGCCCACAACUACAACUCGCAAGCCUUCAACUACAACGCGUCCGACUACCACCACAAAACGUACGACAACGACUAGAAAACCAACUACCACAACUACUCUUAAGCCUACCACAACUGUGAAGUUGCCGUCUCGUUGUACAGCGUUUCCCGAGUUACGUAUUCCGAAGAUAGAUGGCGACGUAAGCGGUGAAACAACGUACUUGACGUGUACGUUAGACCUCACUGACCAGAGGAAUGUGCAGCUUUUAGUGACGUGGUAUCAUAAUGGCAUGGAGGUCAGAAGACAAUGGUUGGAUAAUAACGUGAACCGCGGACGAUUGGAUGUUUCCGGGGACUUUAAGAGAUGGAAAACCGGUGAUAAGUUUACCUGUAGCACGAGUGGACGCUUUGUAGAAAGAACAUGCACUGGUCCUACAAGUCAGGCCACGACAAGUCUACCACUAGUAGCCGAAAUAAAGGUGACAAAUCCAGGAAAUAUUGUGAUUGAAGAGGGAGGUGAUAGCAAAGACAUCACAAUAGAAAUCACAGCCCCUCCGUUGUUCUUCUGCAAAUCUGCGUAUGAGAUUGAAAAAUGUACGCUACAAUUUGACGUCAGCGUGGAGAAGGUACGUCAGGAGUGGAAGUGCCGUAAACGUACCGUUAUCUCGCAGGCUGUGAUUGGUUGGAAUGGACGACCGGAGGAUGCUUUCUGCGGGGUCGUAGUCACGGAAACUACCUAUCAACGAUUGAUUAGGAUCCCGAUACGCGCUAAGAUUGAUUUUAAAUACGACAGGAAUCAACAGCGUGUCGUCUGGAUUGAGGCCGCUCACAAAGUUGCUGGCAAUGUUGUUCGAGUGGAAAAAAUCAAACAAAUUUCUGUGGCCAUUAUUGAUCGUGACAGGAAGUCACAAUGCAGAUCAGUAAAUGACCCUCACUUGACGUCAUUUGAUGGAAAACGAUUUGACAACAUGUUGGUUGGAGAGUUUUACAUAUAUCGCCACAAGAGUCUUCCCUUCCAAAUUCAUGGGUUUUACACGAAAUGUGGCCGUAGGGGUAGGGCUUCGUGUAACUGCGGCGUGGGUAUCAAGUCGGGUGAUGACGUCAUCAUGCUAAGUAGGUGCCCCAGACCAAAGCCGCCGAAGAAGCCUGGUGGAGUCUUUGACUGGAUUUUCGAAUACGAGAAGUUGAAACUUAAAGGAAAACUUGGGUACAAAAUCCUCGGAAAGAAAGGUCUUACAUGGGCUCUAAUCACCGGAAGUAGCAAGAAAAAACCUCCCCUUGAACUGAAGAUGUUCAAAAAUGGAGAACUGACUUCGGGCACUAAGAUCUUUAGUUUUAACAAAGGAAAUAAAUAUGAGGUCCAUCUUCCCACUGGUCUCUAUCUCACGGUCACCGUAUCAGGGAAAACACACGUCAACAUCUACGUCAACCCUUCCCCCAUUGAUUUCAAACAAUCUGAAGGUCUUUGUGGUUUCUACGAUGGUAACCAACGCAACGAUCUAAUGAUGCCUGAUGGUAGCAUACACCGUCCUCCGAGGAAGCAGGCCAGGCGACCCGAUGUUUUCAAUAAUGCUUGGAGGGUGCCACGUUCUGACAGUAUAUUUAAUGGGUGUCGACGUGGAGCGAACUAUCGUCCAAAACAUAGCACUUACUGUAACUGUAUCCGGGCCGCGAAGGGAGAAUGUGGGCAGAGAUUCGAUGUUGAGACGUGUGAUAUUGCCCAUGGUGGUACUGAUAUAACAAAACUUCUUGAACAGAAUUCUGUCAUCCCACAAUUCCGCCAACAACCCAAAAGAGGAAAACGGCAAGCAACCGUAGACGAUCUUCAACCUAUUGGGAUGCCUUUUGAGUUUGAUAAAGACUACAAACCUGCGAUUGCAACAUGGCCGACACCAUCGGGAAAUUGGACAGAGACAAAGGCGAAGACAUUCUGUGAAGAUUACAUCAUGAAGACAAAAGCAACUGAGAACUGCGAGAAAGGACUAUCCUCCAAAUAUACAGAAGAAGUGAACACUUGUAUGCUAGAUAUACAGGUGUCUGAUGGCACAGAUUGGGCAGACUCCUCGCUUGAGUCCGUAAAGGAACAGUGUCAAUCCGAGAUCACGAAGUUUGAUCUUACACCCGACGCCCCGAAAGCAUCAACAAUGCCGGGAAGUGAUAAAGUAACAGUAGCCGACAUUGAGAAGAAUUUGUGUUUGAAUGACUGUAAUGGAAAGGAGAGAGGCACUUGCGUUGAAGGUACAUGUCAAUGUCUCGGUAGCUACGGUGGUAGUGACUGCUCUCUGAGUAAAAAGGACGUACCAACUGUGACUGGAAUACCCCAAGAUGGUCUUUGUAACCAACGUGCUAGCAACUGUAACUCUGUUGUUAUCCAGGGUGAUAAUUUUGUAGACUCUAAAGACCUGAAAUGUUUCUUAGAAGAAGUUGAAAUUGAUAUAGACAACGUUUAUGCGACCGGGAGGAAGAACUACCCAGAGGCCACGUUUAUCAGCCAAGAGCAGGUAGUAUGUCCCCUUCCCACAGAUACCCGUAGCUACCUGGUUAACGUUGCCAAUGACGGAAAGACGUGGAGUAGCAACAGGGUGCUUCACAUCGCCUUUGAUCCUCUUUGUUUCGGUUGCAUGAUCGACCCUGGACAAGGCACUGCAGUGUGCAUGAGGAGGAACGACAAUACAACCUGUAUAAUCGAAGAGCGUUGCUAUGGAGACAACGAGACUAAUGCUGAUGACAGUUGCCUGAGAUGUGAUCCUGGAUUAUCUGACAAAUGGACCAAGAGUCAAUCUAAGGAAUGCAUUGGCAAGAAACUCUCACAAAACAACACAGUGGGAAUAGUUGUGGGCACUGUUGUCCCUGUGGUAGUCAUCAUCAUCAUAGUUGUCAUCAUUCUCGUCUGCUGCUGCAAGAAAAACAAAAGUAAGACAGCCAAUGCGCAAUCAGAUGUACAAUUGUCUUCAAAGGUAGCGCAUAACAACAACGCAUACCAGACAGGACCAGGAGAAAAAUCAGACAUGCAACCAACAGCGCCACCUGUUGUGUCACGUGACAUAGCGGGGAGGCAUCACUACUAUCCGCCAUCAAAACAAUCCACCGAGCUAGAACCAACAUACCUUGAACUGAGCACAAAGAAAUAAAAAACUUUUAGCCACUUGGCAAUCACCUCCAUGAGGCCAUUCAGAUUUUACAUGGUUAUUGCAAAUGAAGAAAAUCUUCAUAAUUGUUGAAAACAGACUAUAAACCGGGAACAUUUAGGCCUACAAUUACUAAAAAAAUGUUUUCAGUAUGCCAUAUUAAUUUGCAACCACUGUAUAUUGUGUCCGAGGUUCAAGACUUACUUGGAUCGCAAAUUGGCGUGUCAUACUAGGAUAGGAUCAAAACUGGUUCAAUGUAAACAUAUCCGUCCAACAACGUUCGCUGCUGUCUCCUUGUAUAUCUAUGCAGGUCAUGAUAUUAAACAAUUUUAAGGAGUUCCCAAUUAUUAUAUGACACACGAGAUUCCGAGUCUUGCUGCAAGUAUGCGAAAUUAAUCAGCGUUCGUGUGUAUUUUUAAUAACGUUUUGUCAUAUAUAUCCAUUUUAUAUUUUUAGAACAUUUUGUUCCGCUUAAUGUUUAUUAAAGGGAAUUAAUAAAUGAGGAUUAGAUAACAGCCGAAGGGCAGUUUUUGUUACUAGUAUUUUCUUUUUUAAUCUUGGAAGUCCAUGGGCAAAACACCCACAUUUGUACUCUUCGAGGUAAAAAUGUUGCAAUAAAUGUUAAACAAAACA
Owenia fusiformis is the source of this 4553-nucleotide messenger RNA. Lineage: Eukaryota; Metazoa; Annelida; Polychaeta; Sabellida; Oweniidae. The record is from the annotation of a GenBank genome assembly.